Messenger RNA from Drosophila mauritiana, 671 nucleotides. RefSeq lists its product as uncharacterized. The record is from RefSeq and is a predicted model, not a curated record. NCBI's taxonomy places the organism in Eukaryota, Metazoa, Arthropoda, Insecta, Diptera, Drosophilidae. The coding region runs from base 78 to 488 and encodes 136 amino acids. The transcript has 3 exons.
GACGUGCGCGUUACAAACUUGGCUAACAGCUAAAAGCGAACAUAAGUUUUUCGAACGAACCGACGAAAACGACGGAAAUGAAGUUGGCUAAGAAGUGCUCCACCUACUUGGUGAUAUGCCUGGUACUGCUGGCCUGCUGCCUGCAGGAAUCGGAGGCCACGCGACGAGUGAACCGCGGUCGACGCACCCUAACCCGCAGAUACUUCUCUGGCCUUGCUAUUCCCGGAUGGGCUCUGAUCGUUUGUGUAGCGGUGGGUGAGCUGCUGAUUGGCGGAGCCCUCUAUUUCAUCCUGAAGAAGGUGAUACUGGACAAGGAACCAGAUCAGACGGCGGCUUCCUACACGCCCGCCCAGACUCAUCCGACGGCCACUCCUUAUACUCCUGCCCAGACUCAUGAUCCGUCCACGGCCACAACCUAUACUCCCGCCCAGACUCAUGAGACGGCCAACGUGACUCCCACUCCAACGCAUGCCACCGCAAUUGUCUGAGGAGAUGUGUUAAAGAUCAAAGUGACCACUUUUAGUUCAUAACCCUUUCCAAAUCAGUUCAAAUACCAUCAUUAACUAGCUUUAUUGCCAUUUAAUCGACACACAAAUAGAAAAUGUGCCCUUUGUUUACCUUCAUUUUCGAAUAAAAUUAUUUGCCGCUUAUCUGGCGCCAAACAAGCUUCA